AUGUCAUCAGCCUCUAAACAAAAACGUAUGGCAAAAAAAGCAGCCAAAAAUGCAACAACAUCUGUAAACAAUGCAUCAGCUUCUGAAAAUAAGAGCAAUAGUACAUCUUCGAUUAAAAAUAAAACUGAUCAAGAUACACCAGAUUCGAUUGCGGCAGCAGUAAACGGCUUGUCUUUGGAAUCAAUGAAGAAUGCAACUGAAAGAACUGCAACUGGUGUUUUGACCUCACAACCGAUGUCAAGAGAUGUAAAAAUCGAACAAUAUACAUUGUCAUUUUAUGGACGUGUAUUAAUUGAAAAUGCCACGAUCGAACUAAAUUUUGGUAGAAGAUAUGGUCUUAUUGGAUCAAAUGGAAGUGGAAAGAGUACAUUUCUAGAGUCUUUAGCUGCAAAAGAAGUGGAAAUUCCUGACCACUUGGAUAUAUAUUUAUUAAAUCAAGAGGCUGAACCAUGCGAUUUAAAUGCUACAGAUUAUGUAGUACUAGCAGCAAAGAACGAAGUCGCUAGACUUGAAAGAGAAGUAGAAGAUAUGUUGGCAACAGAGAAUGGAGCAGACGAUCCACGAUUAGAGGAUUUGUAUGACCGUAUUUCAGCUUUAGAUGAAACAACAUUUGUUGCUAGGGCAAAUAGUUUAUUAUAUGGUUUAGGUUUUUCUCAAGUUAUGAUGAAAAAACAAACCAAAGAUAUGUCUGGUGGAUGGAGAAUGAGAGUAGCAUUAGCCAAAGCAUUAUUUAUCAAACCUACAAUAUUGCUAUUGGAUGAACCAACGAAUCAUCUUGAUCUGGAGGCUUGUGUGUGGCUUGAAGAAUAUUUGAAGGUCAGUCAUUCACAAGAUUUUCUUGAUGGAGUUUGUAAUGAAACAAUACACUUAACAGAUAAGAAGAAAUUAAAUUAUUACGGAGGUGGCUAUUCAACUUUUAUCAAAACUAAAGCCGAAUUAGAAACAAAUCAAAUGAAGGCAUAUAAUAAACAACAAGAUGAAAUUGCUCACAUUAAAAAAUUUAUCGCCUCAGCUGGUACAUAUGCUAAUCUGACAAGCUAA
Molecule: messenger RNA, 1041 nt
Organism: Entrophospora candida
Lineage: Eukaryota; Fungi; Glomeromycota; Glomeromycetes; Entrophosporales; Entrophosporaceae
Source: the annotation of a GenBank genome assembly